GCAAUUAUUUGAGCCCUUCUUUGUUUGUUUAAUAUUUGAGUCAUUAGAAUAUAAUGUGAUGCCGUAGUUAGGGAUCUAACACCAGUUGGAAUCAAAUGCUAGAACUGGAAGCCACAAAAUAUAAAAAAAUGUGGAGAUUCUUUGGUCUAGCAAGGAAUGGAGGGUUUUGAACUCAGUCACAAAGCCCCUCCUUCCUAGAAUAAAAUCAGAAGGCUUUGUUUCCCAUAACAGAUACCUGGUCAAGAACAAAAUCGAGAUAAACUACAAGGUAUUAGUACACAAAAGAAUCCUACCCAAUUUAUUCUUCCUUAAUUAGAGUGUGAAUGUUUUACUGGGGCUAUCCAUAGUUUUUCCCCAAACUGAUUAUAUAGAGAAGGGUGUAUUCUGAUCUGGUUGUGCUGAGAUGGAGGUGAGUAUGAAUGUUUUUCCAAAGGUGUUGUGUGGGUGGAGUUGGGAGGAGAACAAGUUGUUUGAGCUUGCUUUGGCUGUGGUUGAUGAACAAGACCCACAGCGCUGGGAAAUAGUUGCAGCCUUGGUUGGAGGCAAAAAGAGUGCAGAGGAUGUGUACAAGCAUUAUGUUAUUCUUUUGGAGGAUUUGAACGUCAUAGAGUCUGGUAAUUUGGAUCACAAACUUGGUGAGGCCCAGAAACACAAUUAUGUUCAAGUGGACUCUGCUCAAUCCCUGUGCUGGACUGAUGAAAAUAACAAUUUGCUGGUUCAGUUGAACUUGAAUUGAUCUGUAUGUUGGAGGGCCAUUGGUAUUUUCCAUUGACGCUUUCUCGUUCAAGCGCAUCUCCUUUUAGCAACAAAACAGCUUGAAGUAAAGCUGCUGGUCAUUGCAAAUGUAAGAAUUUGACAGCUCUGUCAGCAGCUUGUAAAUAUCAACUCUCUCUUCUUUUCUCCUACUUUUUUUUUUGAAAAUCCUUUCUCUUCUUGUAGUGCACAAAUUGUAAGUAUAAAUUCAUGUCAGAUAGUCUGAUCCCAAGUGCCUUUCUCUCUCUGAUUCAUCUCAUUUAUUCAUUGUCA
This is a messenger RNA of Rosa chinensis, 1026 nucleotides long. RefSeq names its product protein RADIALIS-like 3. Gene Ontology annotation, molecular function: DNA-binding transcription factor activity. Bases 404 to 736 code for a protein of 110 amino acids. The record is from RefSeq and is a predicted model, not a curated record. The transcript has 3 exons. Lineage: Eukaryota; Viridiplantae; Streptophyta; Magnoliopsida; Rosales; Rosaceae.